AACACCCCCCCAAGCUAUGUCCUCUCCAACCAUUUUCCCCCUUGGCCACGAGCCUAUCCAAGACCAUUGCUUCUCCGCGGAUGGAAGCAUCUUGGCGAUCACGAAAGACAGCAAUGUCGAGAUAUACAGCGUGACCGGCGCCGCGCCGCGGUUGCUUGCGACGCUUGCGGACCAUGACAAAAAGGUGACCGCGGUGGAUAUUUCGCUUGACGGAAAGAUCGUUACGUGCUCACAGGACCGCAACGCAAUUGUGUGGACGCCGGGUGUGACGUACACACCGACACUCGUACUCUUGCGCAUUGAUUUUGCCGCGACGGCCGUGCGCUGGUCGCCUAGCGGCGACAAGAUCGCGGUAGGCAGCGGUGACGGCGUGGUUGCGGUGUGCUACUUCGAGGAGGAGAACGACUGGUGGAUCUCCAAACACAUCAAGGUCAAGGACAACAAGCGCUCUACCGUGACCAACCUCGAGUGGCACCCGAAUAACGUGUUAUUGGCCGUGGGCUACUACGACUUCCACGCGCGCGUUUUCUCCGCGUAUGUCAAGGCGAUUGACGCAAGACCCGGACCUAGCGUCUGGGGCGAUAAAUUCCCCUUUGCUGCCCCUUGUGGCGACUUCCAGACUGAGACGCAGUCCGGGUGGGUGCACGAUGUCGCCUUCUCGCCCUCCGGUGACGUGUUGGCGUUUGUCUCCCAGGAUAACUCCGUCAACGUUGUGUAUCCUGGGACUGCUGUUAUUAGCUUGCAGCUUCAGGACUCAUUACCGUUCACGUCGGUCGUGUUCACUAAUGAAGGCGAGCUUGUCGCCGCGGGGCACGACUGUCACCCCGUGGUGUUCCGCGGAGACGCACACGGCUGGGCCAAGGCGUACGCACUCGAUGACGAUACGCAAGUUGUGAUCGAGCGCUCCGAGGAGGAAGACGACGCAUACUCACACGCCAAUGCCUUGAACAUGUUCAAGCAGUUGGACCUUAAGGGGAAGGUUGUUAACACCAGUCAGAACAACAACGGCCUUUUACCACACAUCCACCAGAAUACCAUCACCAGGGUCAGAAUGUUGUCUGAUGUGCACAUCAGCACUUCUGGGAGGGACGGCAAGGUGGUAAUCUUCACCUUGAACUAGUGCUAUGCGAGUACAAUUUACUAGAAGUAUGACCCGUUAAAGGGAUUAGCGAUGUAAUUUGCCAAAGUUCCAGCAGCUUUUAGUACAUUUGUAUGGACGAUAUUUGUAGCGC
Molecule: messenger RNA, 1232 nt
Organism: Babjeviella inositovora NRRL Y-12698
Lineage: Eukaryota; Fungi; Ascomycota; Pichiomycetes; Serinales
Gene: ARC40
Product: Arc40p
Exons: 1
Coding region: 17-1120 (367 amino acids)
Biological process (GO): Arp2/3 complex-mediated actin nucleation
Cellular component (GO): Arp2/3 protein complex; actin cytoskeleton
Molecular function (GO): actin filament binding
Source: RefSeq, a predicted model, not a curated record